Molecule: messenger RNA, 1938 nt
Organism: Drosophila guanche
Lineage: Eukaryota; Metazoa; Arthropoda; Insecta; Diptera; Drosophilidae
Product: kinesin-like protein Klp59C
Exons: 2
Coding region: 259-1938 (559 amino acids)
Biological process (GO): microtubule-based movement
Molecular function (GO): microtubule binding; microtubule motor activity; ATP binding
Source: RefSeq, a predicted model, not a curated record
GCCCACAAAAAUUCAUUCGCUUCACAGAGAGCAUUACAAAUAGAACACGAAAUUGUAACGAAAAAUAUUCAGUUUGUGGAAUUCCAUUCUCUGGCAGACUCCUACUCGUAGAAUUAGAUUCAACCUGAUUCUACGAAUAAUAAGGAUUCACUCCCCCAAAUCGAGGAGGAUAUCAAGGAGCAACAACACUCAAAACACUUGUCAUUUGUGGUGGCAAGCCACUUGUAAACUCAACAGAAAACAUAAUCUAUAUUCAAAAUGGAUUUGCUGGCUAUAGGGCAGUCGGUGAUGGUGCAGCGAUCGAAUGGAGAAACCCACAGGGCGACCAUCACUAGGCUGAAUGCGGAGCGCGACAUCGUGAGUGUGCAGUGGACUGAAGCGGAUGGCGACAAGGGGAAGGAUCUGCUCCUGGAUCGAAUUAUUGAAACGAAUCCAGAAAUAUUUGCUCCCAAGGCGGUCGUUCCGCCCGCACCCACCAAAACUUUGUCGCAGCCGCAGCCGCAGCCGGAGUUGCAGCCGCUGCCUAAGCCGCAACCGCAACCGCAGUCGGAGUCGCAGCUGCAGGUCGAAGUGACCACACCCACACCCCUUUUGCUUCCGGAGGAUCCCCAGAAGCCGGACACAGAGACUUUGGUUCGCUAUUUUCGCAAGCAAUUGGUGUUGCAUCCGCUCGUGGCGGUGGGCUUGUCGGGACCCAUGAAGGCCAGCGGCAUAAUGGUCUGUGUGCGCAAGCGUCCGCUCAACCCAAAGGAGGUGGCCGCGCGCGAGGUGGACGUGAUCAGCCUGCAGCCGCCGAAUAUGCUCGUGGUGCAUCUUUUGCGCCUCCACGUGUACCGAGAGCCCACCUUGGAUCACCAGAACUUUUGCUUCGACCGCGUCUUCGACGAGAAUUGCUCGAAUGCCGGCGUAUUCAACUACACGGCUCGCCCCCUCAUCCGCCACAUCUUCGAGGGCGGCUGGGCCACGUGCUUCGCCUAUGGGCAGACCGGCAGUGGCAAGACCCACACCAUGGGCGGAGUGGUGGAGGGAAAGAAUCAGAACGUGAUGGACAGCAUCUAUGCCAUGGCCGCCAGCGAAGUGUUCUCCAUUAUCCAAGAGCCAGAAAGUGCCGAACGGAACCUGAGCGUCGGCUGCAGCUUCUUCGAGAUCUACAACACGAAAAUCUAUGACCUGCUUAGCCCCGGCAAUAAGCAGCCGCUGCGCUUGCAAGAGAACUGCCAAUAUCAGAUGGAGGUGAUGGACCUGAUAGAGUGCCCGACGAGCGGCACCGCCGAGGUGCUGGCGCUGCUGAAUACGGGCAAUGGCGCCCGCGCCCUGGGCAAGACCUCGGCGAACGAGAAGUCCUCACGCUCGCAUGCAAUCUUCCAGAUUGUCCUGCGCAGCGCCAUCUCCAAGGAAACGUAUGGCAAGUUCUCGCUGGUCGAUCUGGCCGGCAGCGAGCGGGCAGUGGAUAACUUCAGUUCAAACAGCCAGACCUGCACGGAGUCCGCGGAGAUCAACAAAUCCCUGCUGCUCCUCAAGGAGUGCAUCCAUGCGAUGGGGCGCAAGAGCUCUUACAUACCCUUUCGCGACUGCAAGCUCACGCAGGUGCUGCGCGACUCUUUCAUCGGCAAGAACGUAAAGACCUGCAUGAUAGCAACCAUUGCGCCGGGCAUGUGCAGCGUGAACAGCACCCUGAACACCUUGCGCUACGCGAAUCGCGUCAAGGAGCUCAAGGUCCAGGCCCCGGUCGUGCCCCCCAUGCCUCCCUUGACCGCCCAGUUGUCAAAGGUCCUUGAGUCGGAUGCCACUGAGAAACGCCAAGCUGCCGAUCCUAUAGGCGAUAUCCCAACCUACACACUUGAUGGCCAGAUAUACUGUUCGCUCUGCUCGCAGCCUGUGACCUGCAUGCCCGUCUUGUGUCCUUAUUUUGGCCUAUCUAAUAAAAAACCCCAGUAA